GGCCCCGGUAGGCAGCCAUGCGGUGGGCUGACCCCCCUGCUGGGGGCUCGGCUCUGUGGGCCUUCCUGGUGCUUCUCUCGGGGGCGGCGGCAGAGCAGCUGAACGCCACCACGCAGCGCAACGGCGGCGGCUCCCAGUGCGGGGAAUACACCAACCAGCUGAUGGAGGACGGCAUGUGUCGCCUGGUGGCCACGUUGCCGCAGCUGGACGAGCAACGCUGCCCCGAUAUGUUCCGAUGCACGGACGAGGUUUCCUAUUGGCUGCACGAGAACGAAGAGCGCAAGCAGCAAAUGGCGGCGCUGAAGGAGACCAUCUCACAGCUGCGCGAGGAGCUGCGUAACCACCGGCAUCGCAUCAAGGCCUUCGAGAUGCAGCAUGACGACGCGAGUCAUUUCAACGCCACUUUGGAGCGUCGUUUCCAUGAGAUGGAGGCGCACUACGCCGAGGCCACCAGCCUGCUGCAUCUACAGGGAACGCUCAUUCUUAACCUGCAGAACCAAGUUCACAACCUCAGCCGAUUAUUGGAGGUGGUGAAGAAGAAUCCCGGGUGUUUGAUCAACAUCGUCCGACCCAACUCUCUCAUGAGUACCCAGCAGGCAUUGCACCCGGGUUCGCUCCGUCUUUCUGAAAACUACAACCGUCUUCCAGCAGAGGGUGCCUCAUACUCACUGAGUUGCUAUAUCUGGCUUCCCGUAGAGAUUCAUCACAUGAGGAACUGUCCCAUCGACUGCGCCUCCAUCUACUACAACGGAGUGAGGAGGUCAGGCGUCUACACUGUGGUGCCGUCGCUCGCGGGCAUGCCGGUGGAGGUCUACUGCGAUAUGGACACUGACGGUGGCGGCUGGACGGUGAUCCAGAGGCGGGUGGACGGUUCUGUGAGCUUUGACCGCAGCUGGCGCGAAUACAGGGCCGGUUUCGGCGACCUCCACUCCGAAUUCUGGCUGGGCAACGACCACAUCCACGAACUGAGCGGCCAAGGGGACUACAGCCUGCGAAUAGACCUGGAGGACUGGAGCAACAGACACAAGCACGCGCUUUAUCAGCACUUCAGUGUAGAAGAUGAGGAGCACCGGUACCGUCUGCACGUGUCGGGCUUCAGCGGCAGCGCGGCGGACUCUUUCGGCUGGUACCACGACAAGCACGGCUUCAGCACGCCCGACAGCGGCGACAUCUGCGCCGAGAUCUCCCACGGCGGAUGGUGGUACAGCCAAUGCUUCUAUGCCAAUCUCAACGGGGUCUACUACAGGGGAGGCCACUACACGCCUAAGGCCAAAGGUCAGCUGGGCCCCGACGGGAUCGUGUGGCACUCGUGGAGAGACUCGGACUAUUACUCGCUACGCAAAGUCACCAUGAUGAUCCGGCCGCGCGGCUUUCGAAAACAUCGGUCUCCCUGACCAACUGUUACCAUGGCAACAACAAUACACAAGUACUUAAUCCCUGGACACUUUUCAUGACGACUGAUUGUUUGUUUUUUUUUUGUACUUUUUAGAUGUUUUUAUUUUUGUUAGUAUAUUGAGGGUCAGAGAAAAUCCAAAACAUUUUUGUUUGAAUUAUUGAUAACUAACAUGAUGAGUGCACAACAGAAAAAAAGUGUGUCAUGGAAAUUGUAUAUUAAAAAAAAAAAAAAAAUUCAAUCAAAUUACAGGUGCAGCUGAAUAAAUAAGAAAUGAGUAUUUUAAUACAAAAAGCCAAAGUCAUCUUAUAGAGAUGAUAGUUUAUCAUGUAAUCGUAAAUUUUUUGAGGUGGAUGCAUUUUUUGGUUUUCAUGAAUCGCAAGCUAUGAUAUGAAAAUGAAAUAAAAUUAUUAACUCAAGACAAAUCUGCUGAUGUCGCCGCUUCAGAGCGCAUCGUUGAUGGUUGUGAGUGCACGCACGUUAUGCUGAAAAAAGCAGAAGAGCAAGGAGGGGAUUUUGACAGCUAGCAUGUGGACGAGGGCUUCGGGCUGGCAUGGGCACUUUAGAGCGCCUCAUUGUCUCAUAAAAAAGCUCCACGACAUCUCUAUUGCUUGAACAGAAUAUAUUUUCAUGUCUCGGAUGUCAUGUCUUCAUCUAGCAUCUUAAGGAAGAUGCUAGAUGAAGUUUGUGAGUUUAAUCGGGCAAUUCAGCGGACAACCCCGGAGUUUGAGUGGAAAGAACGGCUUGAAUUCCACAAUUUUGAAGUCUCAUUUUAUCUACUUUUUUUUUUUUAACAAUCAUUCAAAAUCGGCAGGAUUGUUAACACACUUCUCUACGGUGUGCCAAACUUAUUUGCACUUUACAGCUGCUUUAAAUGACUUGCUUGUCUCCAGCUGCACCUGCUGACAGCGGGAGCCUCGUGCAGGGCUAAAAAGGCCUCUUUCACCGCCCCCGCCCCGCCCACUCGGACACGACUGCACAAACCCCCUUUUUGACCCUUGGCUCGCUCAUUCUCAUUCGUCACCGUAUCUCCAACGCAAGAAUCUGCUCAGCGCGGAUAAGGGCCUCACUGUGCACGGACGCCGAGAACAAGACGAGGAUUCUUCGCACAUUUAAAAAUAAAAAAACUAAAAACUCAAAACGAAGAGGAAAAUUAUUGUCUAGUCAAUCUAAUCUAUUUAUUUUUGUACUCCUUGACGCACAAAAUCAAAAGACAAAAAGGCACCUGAUGGAAUAGUGUAUAUUUAUUUGUAUGUACUGUACACUCACCAGCCACUUCAUUAGGCACACAUGUACAAAUAUGAGCCAACGCACCUUCACCUUCAAAGUCUGCCUUUACAAAGACGAUAGAGGUCAGUUUGCACUGACCGCAACAGACCCUUCAAUCUGUCAAACAGGCCUCACUUACAUUGUACACAUGCACCCAUGAUGCCGGUCAAACGUGCUUAUUAAAUAUGUAUUUAUACAUAUAUGAUAGAUGUGUAUCACAUAUCAAAAAAAAAAAAUUGAGAUUGAUUGCAUGCGAAAAGCAAAAACAAACUGCGUAUGUGCUCGACAGGUCCUACACCUUCAUAUAAAAACGUCAGACUUCGAUUAAAGGCGGUGGGGGAAUCCAUUCAUAGUCAUUAAAUGCGCAUUCGGGCUUGAAAUGUAAACGUCCAUCAAAUG
Molecule: messenger RNA, 3061 nt
Organism: Hippocampus comes (tiger tail seahorse)
Lineage: Eukaryota; Metazoa; Chordata; Actinopteri; Syngnathiformes; Syngnathidae
Product: angiopoietin-related protein 7
Exons: 7
Coding region: 18-1394 (458 amino acids)
Biological process (GO): blood coagulation; blood coagulation, common pathway; positive regulation of heterotypic cell-cell adhesion
Cellular component (GO): fibrinogen complex
Molecular function (GO): extracellular matrix structural constituent; protein-macromolecule adaptor activity
Source: RefSeq, a predicted model, not a curated record